AGAUUUGGUUAGCCGUUAGCAUUGUCGUUAUCUCAGGCAGAAUCCCCGAUAGUUCCAUAAUAUACAGUAUACUGUAUGAAGUGCACUAGGUGGCAUGUGGGAGGCGUUAUAUACUGCCCUGCGUAGUGUAUUUGUCUACGGAACAAGGAGGGAAUUGUAUUUCAGCCUCCGUUUUUCAUGGACCGUAUAAGCUGUCUCGACUUGCCCGUACAUGUCCACCGGAAAUGAAUAUUCAUGAGGGCAGAGCGCGAGAUCUGGACACUACAGCAGCGUCGCUAAUGGAGAGUUGAUGAAACCGAGUCCAGUGUGUGUGAGAGUGAGGACUUCACCGACAGUGAACAUUAAAAUGUGUGUAUGGUAUAAUGUUUGAGUUCUUCUGCGAUGGAGGAAAGUUUGUGGUGCGAGAAAACCUCCUCCAGCGUCAUAUCUACUUUACCGGUGUGGAUAAUUGAAUAUGCCUGGACUAACCGGAUGACGGAGGUGUUACAGGUUUUAGGCCCUCCACUGUGGCUGGAAGGUGACCGGAGCAGCCUGACUCUUAAGGAUCCAUGCAGCAUACGUGUGACGGCGGCCGAGUCCUGGAUAGUCAUCCGGGCCAGAGACAUCAAACACUUUGAGCACGUCAUGGAGUUCCUGGAUGUUACUCACACUUUACUACCUCAGCUAGUGACCCCCAUCAAGCACAUGAAGAUAAUGUUUGGCCUGAAAACUUUGGUUAUUAUGUGGAUGUUGUGGGAUGACCAGAGCGCAGAAAGCAUCACAGACAAGAUUGUAAAGUUCUUUCCUGACAGCCUCCCACAGUAUCAUAGAAGUAGUCACAGGCAUAUGAAGCUGAUGCAGAAGACCCAGCGGGACUUUAGGAAUUUUGUUCAGUUACUGGCAAGAAAACCAGAAAUGCGCAAAAACUAUAUUAGAAAUCUGAUGGAAGAGCAGUAUGGAGAACGCUACAUCAUGAAGUUGGAAGAGAGGUUGUUACAUUAUUUAGAAGAGCUGAACAAAGCCCUUCCACAACCCACCUAUAUUGACCAGGUUCUAAAACAAUCAGGGCAGUUGAAGGGAAGAGAGGAGUUACUGCAGCAAUUAUUUACCUGUAAUAGUGCGUGUACAGCCGCAGCUCUAAAGAAACUGCUGAGAUGUGGUAAGUCUCACCCAAGUACGUCUCAGUGUAAAUUUUUGACCUUGCAUUCAAAACACUGCAUUAGAUAUUCUUCCUUUCCUCCAGCUAUAGCAAGCCAUAUAGAUCAUAAAAGUACAGAGAUGUGUAAGCAACAAAAAGGAGCUCCGGUUGAUGGACCAGUGUUUGGGCCUCUUUGUGUAGCUCUUACUCCAUCUCUGGAAGAGGCAGAAGAAGAUUGGCUGUCCCAGGCAUCCGGUCAGAGUUCCUGGCUGAAUAGAGAUAAGAGUUUGGAAAAACAGAGGACAAGGUUGAAGAAGAAGCACGUUUUAGAUCAGACUGACAACCAUCCAUGUGUGCUUGAAGAACAGUGUCCUCAGAUGACUGAGACCGGAUUUGUUGCUGCAGAGAAGAAAACUGGAGAUGAAUUAACAGCGCAUCUGUGCUCCAGACAUGGCAAGAGAAUGGCGAGUAUCCUCCAAGAAUGCUCUGAGGAGCUGAGGAGUCAGGACGGCAAAACUUCACUGAUGCAGGUGGAAUGCACUCCUCUGUCACCUCACCCUCCACUUCUCCACUCCUCGCCUCACAGACCAACCUCAGGAUCUCCUCUCCAUGACUCUUCGUCUACAAAUAUUUCUCUUUCUUCACAGCCAGAGACUUUCUCCUAUCUUUCAGCAGAUGAAGAGCGACAUGUCGUUCCUUCACAACCGAUGGCUUCUUUGCCGAUAUCUCCAGGACAAGAAAAUAAUUCUGGUCACUUCUUGGGCCAGAAAAGCAACAUCGCAUUGUCAAUACAAGUAUCACCUUCUCCAGGAUGUUCAGCACAGCUAGUCACUCCUUCACCAUCAUGUUCAGUUCAGCCAUCCUUAUCUCAAACAUCUCCAUCUUCAACCAAUUUUUCACCAUUUCCAGAAAACAAUCUCACACAGAGAUCAUCCUUGACUGGGCAGGAAUGCUCACUGAUGCUGUCCUUUAAGGAAAUGUGUCCAGAAUCUUCAUACCAUCAUCUUGGUUCAUCAUCAUCAUCAUCCUUCGCAACCCCAGCGGUGAUUCAAGCUCCAAGCCAAAAUGAUGCACAGGUCUCUUUGGAUUCGUAUGUAAUUUUAGAGUCAAGCAGUGCCUUAGCAGGCAAACUGAGGCUGUCUUCAGAGACUCAGGCUUUCCUCUUGGCCUGUAAGUGGCUGCAGCCUCAAGUGAAGCUCUACAGACUGAGCCGUCAUGAGUGCCACCAAGCCACACUGCCAAAUCGUGCUCCAGAGCAGUCAUCUGAAGAGGAAGACGUAGAUGAAGAUGUGCUGUUUGAUGUCAAUUCACUGUAUUCGGACUCUGAAUCAGACACCCAAGACUCUGAUGAUUCUGAUUACGUUCCAUCAAAGAAAUGCAGGUACAGGUGAAAUGCAAAACAAGUGAAUGUUACUGAUCCUGUGCAAUUAUGUAAUCUACCUGAUAUCAGGUGGAUUUUGAUCAUUAACCAGACUUUUAUGGUGCUUUGUUUUUAUAAUGCUGCUCCUCAAACUGCAGAUUUGGGUCACAAGUUACAUUUGAUUUUAUUUUUAGCUGUAAAGAUCUAUUGUAUAUAUUGUAUACAAGCAAUUGUGUACAAUUUAAUAUGAAGACAACUUGAUGUGUGUUUUUCAAAUGCCUCAGCUCACAGAAAUAUUUAUUUAUUUAAUUCUUAGACCAUUUUAACAUUUUAUUGUGUGUUUUGACUGCAAGAUAAACGGUGAAACACAUUUGUAAGUCUUUGUGAAUUCUACUUUUCACUUUCCACUUGCCCAGUCACAUCUCCAGUGUGUGUCUGCCCUGAAGGCAGCCUGACAUAACUUUGAAACAGCUGCACGUAGCCCGUGAGUGAUCACAUUUACUGCUGAUUCAUGAACGUUUGUACUUGUCUGUGGAGUCUAAGGGUUAUCACUUGUAUUAAACAAAGUUUGUUGACACACUGUUCUUGACAGGUAGUUACCAUUAUGCAGUGGUGAGUACCUUGAGUCACAGGAAAGUUUUGUAUAUCCUUGCAAAAUGAAGAAAACAAAGACAUUUAAAAAAAAUUUUAAAUUAUUUAUAACGACAAGACAUUUAUUGUGUUUGGUUUCACCAAGGUUCUUUUAUCACAAAUGAGAAAUGAUGAUAUUUGAUAUAAAAAGUCUACACACCCCUGUUAAAACAAAAAGUUUUAUAGAUAAUAGAUAGUUUUAUUUGUGAUAAAUAUCAAUCAUUUGUCCAAUCUUUUUCCACCUUUAAUGUGAUAUAGCAACCAACAAAAUUCAAGUGAAAAACGAGGUGGAAAAAAAAGAAAGAAUUUAUAAUAAUAACCUGUUUGUGUAAGUGUGUUAGCAACUCUUAACUAAUACUUUGUUAAAGCACCUACAGCUCCUUUAAUGUUGCUGUAGGUCUCCCUGGUAAGUUUUUGUCUUGUCCUUUCAUCACUUUUGACAGGGUGAUCUGUUCUUGAUAAUGUCGCUGUGAUGUCCCAUUUUCUCCACUUUUUGCUGAUGGUCUUCAGUGUUCCAUGGUGCCUUUUUAAUGUUUUGGAAAUUCUUUUGUACUCCUUUCCUGUUCAGGCCAGAAAAUCAGGCCUAGACACUGAAAGGGUAAAUUUCUCACUCGUCAAACCUUUUCUGUUGAUUUUUCUUUCUGCCUUGGAUUGAUUGCCUUGUUUUAGUCUAAACCUACAUGUCAUUUUAGCGCUGUGUAAUUCUUUUCUUUUAUUUUAUUUUAUACAUUAAUAAUAAAUACCGGGACAAUU
Ictalurus furcatus (blue catfish) is the source of this 3860-nucleotide messenger RNA. RefSeq lists its product as uncharacterized. Bases 382 to 2508 code for a protein of 708 amino acids. The record is from RefSeq and is a predicted model, not a curated record. Gene Ontology annotation, cellular component: shelterin complex. The transcript has 7 exons. NCBI's taxonomy places the organism in Eukaryota, Metazoa, Chordata, Actinopteri, Siluriformes, Ictaluridae. Gene Ontology annotation, biological process: regulation of telomere maintenance via telomere lengthening; telomere capping. Gene Ontology annotation, molecular function: telomeric repeat DNA binding.